AUGAACAACCUCCUCACGGAUUCCUUUGAGCUCCCUCGGCGGGACUCCUCAAGAGAUGCGGACAUUGAAAUGGGAAUGCAUCAGGCUGAUGCUUCAGACAACUUAAAAGAUUUCUUGAAGAAGGUUGAUGCAAUUGAGAGUUUAAUUGCAAAGCUGACAAAUCUAUUGAAUAAGCUCCAGACUGCAAAUGAGGAAUCCAAAGCAGUUACAAAAGCAAGUUCCAUGAAAGCAAUUAAGCAGCGGAUGGAGAAAGAUAUUGAUGAAGUGGGGAAAAUUGCUCGUCAGGCAAAGACAAAAGUUGAUGAACUGGAAAAAGAUAACUUAUCGAAUAGGCAAAAACCUGGAUGUGGAAAGGGUUCUGCCGUGGAUCGAUCGAGAGAGCAAACUACUGGAGCAGUGAAAAAGAAAUUGAAGGAGCGGAUGGAUGAUUUUCAGACCUUGAGAGAAGCAAUCAGGCAAGAGUAUCGGGAGGUUGUUGAAAGAAGGGUUUUUACUGUAACUGGUAGUCGUCCUGAUGAAGAGACAAUUGAUGACUUGAUAGAGACCGGAAAAAGUGAGCAAAUAUUCAAAGAUGCUAUCCAACAUCAGGGAAGAGGCCAGAUACUGGACACAGUUGCUGAAAUACAGGAGCGACAUGAUGCUGUAAGGGAUCUAGAGAGGAAGCUUUUGGAGUUGCAACAGAUAUUCAUGGACAUGGCAGUUCUUGUUGAGGCUCAAGGAGACAUGAUCAACAACAUCGAGACACAUGUCUCGAACGCCACCAAUCACAUACAGCAAGGUGUGACCGCACUCCAGAACGCGAAGAAACUGCAGAAGAACUCGAGGAAGUGGAUGUGCUACGCCAUCAUCCUACUGCUGGUGAUAGUGGUGGUCAUUGUCGUCGCAGUCAUCCAGCCAUGGAAGAAAGGCUAG
Molecule: messenger RNA, 912 nt
Organism: Miscanthus lutarioriparius
Lineage: Eukaryota; Viridiplantae; Streptophyta; Magnoliopsida; Poales; Poaceae
Source: the annotation of a GenBank genome assembly